This is a messenger RNA of Daldinia childiae, 2193 nucleotides long. RefSeq names its product Cell division cycle protein cdt2. Gene Ontology annotation, cellular component: nucleus. The record is from RefSeq and is a predicted model, not a curated record. The coding region runs from base 1 to 2193 and encodes 730 amino acids. NCBI's taxonomy places the organism in Eukaryota, Fungi, Ascomycota, Sordariomycetes, Xylariales, Hypoxylaceae. Gene Ontology annotation, biological process: proteasome-mediated ubiquitin-dependent protein catabolic process. The transcript has a single exon. Gene Ontology annotation, molecular function: protein binding; protein-macromolecule adaptor activity.
AUGGCCGACGAUGCAUCAAACUCAAGGCUCCUCUCCCCGCCCAGGGUCAUGAAUGGCAAGGAGAGAAGAAACCCAUCUAUUACUCCCAGGAAGUUCCGACGGUUUUUCACUCCUCGCUCUCGAGUACCUACACGUAUCAGCCCGGCAAGAAAAGCUCUAAAGGAUCUCGCCGCCCCUGAGAUGAACAAUCGUUAUCAGACGCCCGCUCCCUCUAGUCCAUUAAGACCUCGUUCGGAGCAAAAUAUCCGAGACGAGAAUGCCAAUGCCGUGGAUGCUCCAACACCUAAAAGACGAAAGUUCAACCAUACUCCCGAUUCUUCACCUUGUCGACCCCCUUUAAUCUUCCAAUCGAACCAUGUUGGAUUUGAAGCGUCACCGGAUACUAGGCUAGCCUUGCUCAGCCCAAUUAGAUCUAUUCGUUCUAGUCAGGAGGAUAUCGAUUUGGAUGAUGAUGUUAGCGAGGACGAACUCCCAUCAUGGUCAAUGCCAAUGAGACGACUCGUACCUUUGACGAGUCGCGGGUUUGCCGGCCAACUUGCGCAAAGACAAUUAGGGGGGAUGCCUCAGGCCGGACGUUCUUUCAUGUCAUGCCCAGCCUCGGACUGGAGAAUAGAUGCUGCCGACUUUUACAGCAAGCCCGACGAUGUUCAUUCCUGCAAUAGUCACGACGGUCAAGGCCGAUGCAUACCAUUUUGUGCUGCCGCCUGUCACAAGAACAGUUUGACAGCAGUAGGAGAUGAGGAAGGUCGAGUUCGUCUACUGGAGUCGUCUGGUGGUUCAUCUGAACCAUUCCGCAAGAUUCAUCUAUGUUUCCAGGCCCACACAAAUGCCAUUAUCGACUUGUCUUUCUCUGAUGACGAUUACCGUCUGGCUACUGCAUCUGGCGAUCAAACCGGAAGAGUUAUAGAUAUGAUGACACAGACUCCAAUUGCGAUUCUUCAACAUCAUACCGCCUCCCUGAAGCAAGUUCGUUUCCAACCGGGCAAAUCUAAUGGCAAUGUCCUCGCAACGUCUUCCCGCGACGGAAGUGUUCAAAUAUGGGAUCUUCGUUGCGCAGGGAAACCAGUGCGGGAUAUCUUAGCACCCGAGGAACGUGAAGUCGCUUUACGAUACCGGCGCCCAGCACCCAAGCAAGGCUGUGCUAUCAAUAGUCUAUAUCACGCUCAUGUACGCACAUCACGCCAAGCUCAGCAAGCAUCAAACCUUGGACCUGGGGAUAUUCCAUCGCACCGUGAGCUACCAAACCGGGUAGGUGAUGUAUCUGUUACGGCACUCCAAUUUCUACCCUCAGGACAAGAGCACCUGCUACUUACUGCAUGUGAGGCGGAUGCUUCUAUCAAACUUUGGGAUAUCCGCGCCAUACAUUCAUCUCGCCAGAAGGUUCCCUCCCCACUGUCUGUAACCGCCCCACCCUCUUCGCAUCAGCAUUGGAGACCCUUUGGGAUCUCAUCCCUAGCACUCAAUACCGAUGCCUCUCGACUAUAUGCGGUGUGCAAGGACAAUACUGUAUAUGCUUAUUCAACUGCCCAUCUCAUGUUAGGACACGCUCCGGAACUCUCAACACGAAACGGCGAACCUCCCCGACGACGACACAAUGCGGUACCUCACCAAGGCCUAGGGCCGCUGUACGGGUUCCGACAUCCGUCGUUUCAUGCGACUAGCUUUUACGUCAAAGCCGCCGUCAGGCCAGCCCGUGAUGGCAAGAGCGAGCUUUUAGCUGUGGGGAGCAGCGACUCUUGUGCUAUGUUGUUCCCUACACAGGAGCGAUAUUUCAGGGAUGACCUUCUUGGUGCAAUGGGCUCUCUAAGUCUAGAAGAUUCUACGAUAGGUGUUUCUCAGAAACAAACGGUAUUGAACUCAAGCUUCUCAUCUACGGACUCGAAUACGGUGCGUAGGCCGCUUUUCCGGACCAAUAGUACUGCCAAUCUCUCGGCCAGACUUAACGAUGAUAUACCUAUUGUUCGAAUGGGGGCGCCACUCGUUCGAGGACACGAAAGUGAGGUUGGCGCAUUGACUUGGACAAGCGAGGGUAAACUCGUAACGGUGGGCGACGACUACUUGAUUCGAUGCUGGAGCGAGGGGAGAGAAGAGGCGGCGGACCUGAGGACAGGUGGCGAGACAGGUGGUCGACGUUGGGGAUGCGGCUGGGCAGAUGUUGGAGACGACUGGGAUCAGCUCGAUGACGACGAGUAA